Symbiodinium pilosum is the source of this 2363-nucleotide messenger RNA. The record is from the annotation of a GenBank genome assembly. NCBI's taxonomy places the organism in Eukaryota, Dinophyceae, Suessiales, Symbiodiniaceae.
GCAAAAGUGCCAUCAAGCGACUUGUCUUUGAGGCAGGUACUUUCGUAGUGGCUGAACUAAAGGUGGCUUCAGGGAAGAAGGAUGAGCAACUUCUUCGAUUAGAAAACUCAUCCCUCAAGUUGGCCAGCAAGCCACAGCAGGUAAAGAUUGAUGUGUCCAGUGAGCUCAGGGUGUCGCAGGCUCUCACCAGGCGUGGCGUGGCCCUUGAGAUGUGUGGCAUGUGCUCCUUUGCCGAGCAUGAGAGUUACCAGCCUCCAACUUUAGAUCAGGCGUUGAGGGCCGAUCGUGAACUCUGGAUCCGCAUCAGCGAAACAGUUCGUCAUCAGUUCGCAGGGACUCACGGCACUGGCCCAGUGGAUGAUGCCAUAAAGUGCCACAAGGUCAGCUCCCCUGCCCAAGCAGUUCAGGAGCAAGAGUGCCCUCCCCAGCCCAAUGCUGACACAGUCAGAGAUGACGCAGACGAGGUGGAGCAUAGCUUUCCUUUGGAUUCCCACCGUCCUUCCCCUGUCUCCGCCUGUGUCUCUUUCUCUGCCCGUGUGCUCCCAGUGAUCGACUGGACUCGGUCCUGGUUGAGCUUGCAUCUCUCUGCCCAUCUCCCCGUGAUCCACUGGUUUUGGUCCGGGUCGAGAUCAGCACUUCCACUGUCUUCCCGUGAUCCCUUGGACUUGGUGGAGCAUAGCUUUCCUUUGGAUUCCCACCGUCCUUCCCCUGUCUCCGCCUGUGUCUCUUUCUCUGCCCGUGUGCUCCCAGUGAUCGACUGGACUCGGUCCUGGUUGAGCUUGCAUCUCUCUGCCCGUCUCCCCGUGAUCCACUGGUUUUGGUCCGGGUCGAGAUCAGCACUUCCACUGUCUUCCCGUGAUCCCUUGGACUUGGCCUUCAGGGCCAUAGGCAUGCAGGUCAUCCCGGUUGACACCAAGGAUGCAGCGCAGGUAAAAAUGGUCAAGUUGAAUCUGUUGCACAGCAACUCAGUGCAAAUGGUGCUCAGGCUACUUGAGACCAGAAAGGUGGUCUUUGUGCAUAUGGCGCCUCCAUGCAGCACGUCGCUCAAAGCCUUGCCUUUUGGAGCCACAGGCAGCGUUCAAGGCUUCUGCAGGUGUAGCGUUGCCCUUUGGGCGCUAGUGCUGCACUAUGUGUUAGUUCCAAUCACGGUCUUCUUCGAUGACUACACCUCAGUGGUCUCUGCUCUAGAUAGCAGCAGCUCUGAAGCAGCAUUCGUGCUUCUCAUGAGAAUACUAGGGUGGAAGGUGGCAGCUGACAAAGGCCAGCCCUUUCCAGAGCCUUGGAAUCAGCUUCCUGCUUCCAAGGUCUGCAACCGUGUGGCAGAGCAAGUGCGCAUGAGUGCUCGGUCUUUGCAGGCCGACUUAGGUGGAUGGAAGGCCAAACCUUCGGCAGGCUGGGACGAAAGUUCUUCCGCGUUUGAGUGGAUCCUUCACAACGUCCCCAAGGGGGCAUGGCAGGAGUUCUCUGCCGAGGCAAUGGCAGGCCGUGGCAGUUCUGGAGCCUACAGGUAUGGCGUCAUUGCGGCGCAAGCUUAUCCUCGGAGCAACAUGCUCAUAGUCCAGGCCUGCCUGGCAGCUGAGGUCGACUAUGGCCUCAGCUUGUGGAUUGCAAGGGUGCAGGAGGAACAGAGACCGUGCAAGGCCCCCAGACUUCACCAGCCGAAGCUAAGGGCCGUUGGAGACUACAAAGUCUCGGAUGCCCAAGCUGAACGUCAGGCUGCACUCACAAAGUGGACUCAGAUCAUCAGGUUGAUCCCGAUGCUCUUCGACGCGACCACGUUAUCCCAGGUUCACCAUGAGGAUUUUGCAGUUGAGUUUGGCAGCUGGGUUGUCAAGAACUUCCCAGCAGAGACAAUCUCUGAGUCCAUGGUCUUUUUGUACUGCAAGAAGCUGAGGACAGACAAGCAGGGGCCAGCCAAACAGGCUCAACCACUUACAGCAGCUCAGGUGCUGUGGCUUGAGCAUCUCGCGCGGCAAGCAGAAGAUGCUUACAAGAAGCUCUUGGCAUCAUCUUUCCUGCUGAUGUUGUAUGCCAGAGCUCGACACAGUGACAUCAGAAGAGCCGUCAGGAUUGACAUUGAUGCUGGCUCAGACUUCAUUUCAGGUUUUGUGGAGCUAACUGUUCAGGAACCAAAGCAAAGCAGGGCAGCGAGGAGAAAACGCCUCAUGUUACCUGUAGUGGCUCCUCUCAUGGGCAUAGGAGAUAGGCCGUGGGGCUCGGCCUGGCAGGCUGCUCGCAAGCGUUGGAAGCUUGGACAUACAGGUAACAUUGAGCAGGAACCUUUGCUUAAAGGCAACGCUUUUGUCCUGGUCGGCCAAAGCCAGCAUGGACACCCUCGAAAGGACUAUUUUAGGGUACCAUAG